AUGGAGAGCGCGGAUCAUCAUCAAAAGAUUGAUGCCAAGGAUCUGAGCCUGGUCCCAGAUUUAGUCCUCCCCCCUAAAUUCAAAAUGCCUGAAUUCAAGAAAUACAAUGGAACAAACUGCCCUGAAGCCCACAUCACCAUGUUUUGCAGGCGAAUGACGGGAUAUGUUAACAAUGACCAGCUACUAAUCCACUGCUUUCAAGAUAGUCUGGUUGGAGAGGCGUCUAAGUGGAUCACUCUCCAGAAUAUGGAAAAAAAGUCAAAUGAAAGUUUUAGACAGUAUACACAAAGGUGGAGAGAGGUGGCCAUACAAGUUCAGCCGCCACUUCUAGAAAAAGAGACAACAAUGCUCUUUAUUAACACCUUGAAAGCCCCUUUUAUCACUCAUAUGUUGGGAAGUGCCACCAAGAGCUUCUCUAACAUAGUGAUGACGGGAGAAAUGAUCGAAAAUGUUGUAAGGAGCGGCAAGAUAGAAUUGGGAGAAAGUGCUAGGAAGUCAGUCCCGAGGAAAAGGGAUAAUGAAGUGAACAACACAAGCACAUUCAACAAGGGGCAGUCCAAAUCAUUUACCAUAAAUCAACCUAAAAUGGUGACCACCAAUCAACAAAGCCCUGAAUCCAAUGCAAGGAAGAACACAGAAAGGCCACAAUUCACCCCUAUACCUAUGACGAUAGGGAGUUGUACCGAACACAUCAACGCUCAUGUGGUAUCCCCUUUCUACCUAGAGCCACUGCAGCCCCCGUAUCCCAAAUGGCAUUCAAUCGAAAAUUGCACUGCAUUCAAGAAAGUUGUCGAAAGACUCAUUAAGGUGGGAAUCGUGAGAUUUGAUAACUCAGCCAUGCCCAAUGUAGCAGGAAACCCACUCCCCAAUCACACCAACCAAGGAGUGAACGGGAUAAGCGAAGGCAAAAACAAGAAGAUUAAGUGUGAGGUUGUGAAAUUCAAGACUCUGUUGAGACAAGUGUGGAGGGAGAUGGUCAUGAGAGGUUUGAUCGCGUUGGAUUUGGGAAGAGAAUCCAAAGAAGAGAGGAACUACUGCGAGUUCCACAAUGAGGUGGGGCAUGAAAUCCAAGAGUGUGUGGAGUUCAGGGCCCUAGUGCAGAACAUGAUAAACAAUAAGGAAAUAGAAUUCUAUGAAGAGACUAAAAACCCCGUAGAGGGAGACAUAUGUGCGUCGGAGGGAGAGUCGAUGAGACCUGCAGUCUUCCUUUACAAAGAUAGCAAAAGGGUCCCAUGGAAUUAUGAUUGUAAUGUGACAAUUCCGGGGAAGGAAAGCCUGGUUGACACUUUAAAAAAGGACCAAGAUAGGGGCUCCUAUACACGUAGCUGGAGACGUUACGAUACAGCGAGUGAGAAGGCACAGCCCGUAAAAGGAAAAGCCCUAGUGGUCAAAGGGGUGAAGGAAAAAGCGACCAAAUCUGAACUUUCUGUCAAUGAGCUAGUUAAUGAAGAAGAGGCUAAGGAGUUUUUAAAAUUCCUAAAGCAUAGUGAAUACAGCAUGGUGGAACAGCUACGUAAACAACCAGCUCGUAUCUCAGUGCUGGCCUUACUUCUAAGCUCGGAAGUUCAUCGCAGCGCGCUAAUGAAGGUCUUGAAUGAAACGUAUGUUGCCAAUGAUAUCUCUGUUAACAAACUGGACCGAUUGGUUAGUAACAUAAGUGUCGACAACUAUAUCUUCUUCAAUGACGAUGAGAUACCACCCGGUGGCAUGGGGUCAACUAAAGCAUUGCACAUUACCAUACGCUGUAAAGGGUAUACGCUGCCAGUCGUAUUGAUUGACAACGGAUCGGCUUUGAACGUCCUGCCAUUGACCACACUAAACAGAUUACCUGUAGACAGCUCUCACAUGAAGGAGUGCCAAAACAUAGUGAAGGCAUUUGAUGGCACGGAGAGAAAGGUGAUAGGCAGAAUCGAGAGGCCCUGGAUACAUUUAGCUGGGGCAGUGCCUUCUUCGUUGCAUCAAAAGUUGAAGCUGGUAUCAGAGGGGAGGUUGAUAACGAUCAAUGCUGAAGAGGAUAUCAUUGCAACUGUGAGCAAUAAUGCGCCCUAUUUGGGGACAGAUGACGAAGCAAUCGAAUGUUCAUUUCGAUCUUUAGAAUUUGUUAAUGCAACCUUCAUCGCUGAGGGAAGCAAAAUUCUGGUGCCAAAAUUGUCCAAAACCACGAGGAUGAGCCUCCAGUUAACGAUCGGAAAAGAAGCCCUACCCGGAAGUGGACUUGGGAGACAUCUGCAAGGAAGGGUUGAAACGCCAAUGCCGAAAGACAAGAGAGACCGCUUCGGUUUAGGAUUUAAGUCGAAUGCGAAACAAAGGAGAAGGGAGCUGGGAAAGAAGCAAGAAAGAAGAAGAGCUCGAUUAACGGGGGAGGAAAUCAAGUGGGAACCAAUGACAUUCCCUCAUAUAUCAAAAACAUUUGUAUCCGGGGGAAUCAUUCAUCCCGAGAGAGACACACCAAUGACGAGAGCUAUAGAAGAAAGGCUGGAAAGCUUGGACAUCAACGUCAUAUGCGAAGAGGAGACCGAAGAGAGAAUUUGUCGGGCAUUUGCCUCUGCACGCCUGGAAGUGUUCUGGACAACUGGACUGCGGAAGAGAUUCUUGUAG
Molecule: messenger RNA, 2598 nt
Organism: Gossypium arboreum
Lineage: Eukaryota; Viridiplantae; Streptophyta; Magnoliopsida; Malvales; Malvaceae
Exons: 5
Coding region: 1-2598 (865 amino acids)
Source: RefSeq, a predicted model, not a curated record